This is a messenger RNA of Salvelinus sp. IW2-2015, 4236 nucleotides long. The record is from RefSeq and is a predicted model, not a curated record. NCBI's taxonomy places the organism in Eukaryota, Metazoa, Chordata, Actinopteri, Salmoniformes, Salmonidae.
GAAUGCUAUUUUGAUAGUGCUCUAGAACUUCCAUCGAUUACUUUCUCAAUAACCACAACCACAAGCUGUCCUUUACUGCAGACUGCUGCAGUAUAUUUUUUUCAAAAAGAUGACAUCAUCCUAAUGUCCCUUAAAGGUAUACAGCUGAGAUACAGACAUGAAACAAACGCCAUGGUGGCUCCGGGAAUGGAGUGUAGGUAAUAGUCCGUUGUUCAUAAUUUCAGCUAAAACGGUGAAAAUGAAUGACAUUUUCUUAUUUUGACAUUGGAGACUGCUGUGAUCAAGCUUUUUAACUAUUGGCAACGAAAGACGUUGUAUCUCAUAGGCCAACAGGAGGAAAACAGAAAAACUAUCCAAUCAGCUUGGCUGUUGGAUCCAGGUGGUAAAUUAUCCUGCUUCUCUCUGGAGUGUAUUUUUUUGUUGGUAUUUUCCAGCUUCCCCUACGCCGCCAUUAAAUACCAACAGAACGGUUGUUGGAAAUGGAGAUUAAAAUGAUUUAAAGCCCCGGAGAGACGGCAAAGGGACGGGGGGAGGGACGGGGGGGUUGUUGUGCAAUUGCAUAGGUCUCGAAGCCCCGCACAAAUGGAGCACGGAAACGUAAAUAUGCGGCUUCUGACCAAAUAAAAGCUUGACUUCGGAACAUACGGAUUGGGUUUCUUUGGGAAGACUCGAGUGGAUAGAACCGGGGACAAGCUCGAGAACGGUUUGGUUGUGCUUGGAAGAAGAGUGUCAACACAGGAAAAGCAUCCUGCUUGCCUGUGUGAUCUCCUUAAGUGGAGCUGUGGUGCUGAGCCUCUCCCAGCGGUGGAGCGACAAUGACCGAGCUGGGUACCAAGUGGGCCUGUGAGUACUGCACGUUUGAGAACUGGCCCUCGGCCAUCAAGUGCACCAUGUGCCGUGCCCAGAGGCCCAGCGGGGGCGCCAUCAUCACUGAGGAGCCCUUCCGGAGCAGCCCUGGCCUGGACACCAGCCGCCAGUGGGAACCCCCAAGCCUGAGUAACAGCCCGCCCAAGGGGGGCUCUAGCCUCCUAAUCUGCCCGGACUCCAGCGCCCGUCCGCGUGUCCGCAUUGCAGACGCCCCCGAGACCCCCUCCAGCAAGUGGUCAUGCCACAUUUGCACCUUCCUAAAUUGGCCCCGUGCCAUCCGCUGCACCCAGUGUCUGUGCCAGCGACAUCAGCAGGAGCAGCACCACCAUGGACUGGCACAGCAGCCACGCAGCCCCACCGAGUCACCCCAGACCUCAGGCUCAGGAUGCCGGCCCGCACCCCCCUCCACCCCUACCGACCCCUGCGAGGAGUAUAACGACCGCAACCGCCUCAACACCCGCGCCCAGCACUGGACCUGCGCCGUCUGCACUUAUGCAAACUGGCCCAAUGCGUGCAAAUGUGUAGUGUGUGACCACCCUAGGCCCAAUAUCCUGACAGAACCUAUCGAACUGGCCUGUGAGCCAGAGAGCCUACCACCCUCCAUACUCAAUGAGCAGGACAGGGACAACAGGAGGGGGGUUGUGAGUGUGGGAGGGGGCGGCGGUGGAUUAGUGGGGUGCAGUGGCGGCCAGAGGAGGUCCCCACCCACCGCCAAGCGGGAGGCGGAGGUUAAAAUGGACUUUCAGAGGAUCGAACUGGCUUCGGGAGCCGGAGUGGGGAGCAUAGAGGAGCAGCAGGUGGACUUUAAAAGGCUCAAACAGAUAAAGAACAGGAUGAGGAGAACUGACUGGUUGUUUCUCAAUGCCUGUGCAGGUGUCCCAACAGGCAGCUAAGUGUAUCCCAGCCAUGGUGUGCCCUGAGCUGACAGAGCAGAUCCGUCGGGAGGUGGCUGCCUCCCUGCACCAGCGCAAGGGAGACUUCACCUGCUACUUCCUCACAGACCUGGUCACCUUCACCCUGCCAGCAGAUAUUGAGGACUUGCCCCCAACAGUUCAGGAGAAACUGUUUGACGAAGUGCUGGACCGAGAUGUACAGAAAGAGCUGGAGGAGGAGUCUCCCAUCAUCAACUGGUCUAUAGAGCUAGGCACGCGGUUGGACAGCAGGCUGUAUGCCCUGUGGAACCGCACGGCCGGGGACUGCCUGUUAGACUCAGUACUGCAGGCCACUUGGGGCAUCUAUGACAAGGACUCCGUCCUCCGCAAGACCCUUCACGACAGCCUGCACGACUGCUCCCACUGGUUCUACACACGCUGGAAGGAGUGGGAGUCGUGGUACUCCCAGAGCUUCGGCUUGCACUUCUCACUCAGAGAGGAACAGUGGCAGGAAGACUGGGCUUUCAUUCUCUCACUGGCCAGCCAGCCUGGAGCCAGCCUGGAGCAGACUCAUAUUUUUGUUCUUGCACACAUUCUUCGUAGACCAAUCAUCGUCUAUGGAGUGAAGUAUUACAAAAGUUUCCGUGGUGAAACACUUGGGUACACCCGUUUUCAAGGUGUGUACUUGCCCCUGUUGUGGGAGCAGAGUUUCUGUUGGAAGAGUCCCAUCGCGCUGGGCUACACGCGUGGCCACUUCUCUGCACUGGUGGCCAUGGAGAACGACGGCUUCGACAAUCGGGGCGCAGGCGCCAACCUCAACACAGACGACGACGUCACCGUCACCUUCCUACCGCUGGUGGACAGCGAGAGAAAAUUGCUCCACAUCCACUUCCUCUCAGCACAGGAGAUGGGUAAUGAAGAGCAGCAGGAGAAGCUGCUGAGGGAGUGGUUGGACUGCUGUGUAACGGAGGGAGGCAUGUUGGCCGCAAUGCAGAAGUCGUCCCGUCGACGCAACCACCCUCUGGUCACACAAAUGGUGGAGAACUGGCUGGAUGGGUACCGACAGAUCUGUCCCUGCGCCUCUCUCUCCGACGGUGAGGAAGAGGAGGAGGAGGAGGAUGAGUGACGAAACUGGUGUAGGCGGGGUCCCCAGGGGCAGGGGUCCAGCCUCGUUUUUUGUUUUUUUUCCACCUUUCCUGACACGGACAAACUGAAAGGGGAGGGAAUCCUGAGCCUCACCGCACCCUGGCAGAGGACACACACACAUACAAAUAUCUUAGAGACUGACAGAAGAAAUGGUCCACUGCUGCAAAAAGACCUGGGGAUGAUGGGAAAUAAAGGAUUAUAGUAUACUAAUGCUAUUUAUCUUUAUUGAUUUUCUAAUGUAAAAUCUUUAUCCAAAAGUAUAAAUGCAUGUGGUUGUUUAAAAAAAGAAGUAUAAGAAAAUAUACCAGCAUUGAUUCAAACAUCUUUCUGUUCAUUAUGGGCACUGACGAAGCACACUUGCAAAAUUACUGUUGUUUUUCCAGUUGAAAUAGAGUUGGCUUUUUUUUGAUGGGCAGUGACUAAGCCAACAUCUUUGAGUCAUGGGACCCAACGGAGAACUGGCUCGAUUGUGUAAUAUGAACUUAAUUCUUAAUACUAAGCACUGCGCAUUUAUUGAAAGACACAUUUCUAUAUGAAUAUAACUGCUUGAAUAAAGGUCAUUUAUUAAGCUUUGAGAUGGCAGUUCAAAGUCACUAAGGUUUAGGAGACAGAUCAUACACAUGGAUGUUUAGUUUACCUUUUUUUCCGACUGGCUGAAAUGAAAUCUUGUUUUUAAUUUCGUCUCCAAACUAAUUUUACAUAUUUAUUUGUUUGGGAGCUUUUGAGCUAAGGAGAGCUUUGAUUCUCUCUAUUUUUCUUUCAUUUAUUAUUUAAAUCUAGAUGUUUUUUUUUAGGCUGCACUAACAUUUUUGCGGUGAGGAAAAUAACAACCAUCUGUAAAAGUUGACUUCAGUUCUCGUGUGAUUCAGUAUCUCAUUUGAAUGGUUGGUGAUUUUUGGGAGGAGCGAGUAAGACAUUCAAUCCAACAUUAAACCAGAAACACACCAGUUUCUUGUCAUAUUCUCAUUUUUCCUCUGUCUUGCUAUUCCUCCCUGUCAAGUUUAACCCAUGGUACCUGUGUUUUAUUUUUCUCUAAUGUAUAUGUGAACAUCUUGAAUUGAGUUUAAGGUCUUUGAGGGACUACACAUAAACCAAAGUUCUAAAAUCAUGCUUUAGCAGUGAAGGAAGUUUCUGUUGGGUUUCCUUGCCGUUGAGUACUGUAACUUUUAUUUUGGUGUAUUACAAUCUAGUUAUACACGUUUUGAGCAUCACCUGUAUGUUGCUUUGUAUUUAUGCAAUAGUUUCAGAUCUGACUGAUGGUUUGUGGAUUUAGGUAAAAGCCUGACCUCGCUUUAGCGUGUGUGGCACGGACAGGAAAAAAUAAAGGAAAACCUUUUUGAAUGUCCAAUUA